Molecule: messenger RNA, 2767 nt
Organism: Cyclopterus lumpus (lumpfish)
Lineage: Eukaryota; Metazoa; Chordata; Actinopteri; Perciformes; Cyclopteridae
Product: protein O-GlcNAcase-like
Exons: 17
Coding region: 263-2371 (702 amino acids)
Biological process (GO): glycoprotein metabolic process
Molecular function (GO): beta-N-acetylglucosaminidase activity
Source: RefSeq, a predicted model, not a curated record
AGUCAGCACGCGGCUGUACCCUGAGGUGAACCAUGUCGUCAACACAAAACCAGAGCUGCGUUUUAUCCGCUCACAGUAUUUACAACUUCCGACUUCCGACCAUGUUAGCGGGUCUGCGCAGGCGUGACAGGACUGCGCAAUAAAAGUCACUCAGAUAUAAAGCUCAAUAUAAAGCUCUGACUGAUAAUAGCGUCAGCGUUUGUCUGAGCGUUAGUAAAGUGGACGCAGAGACUGACGAAGAGACGUCGACUCAACAGCAAACAUGUCGAAGCCCGGCAGCGCCGAGGGCCACGCGAGGGCCCCCGCCGGGGCCAAGCGGUUCAUCAGUGGAGUCGUGGAAGGUUUUUAUGGGCGACCAUGGACUAUGGAGCAGAGAACGGAGCUGUUUAAAAGAGAGCAGAAGUGGGGUUUGAACACGUACCUUUACGCCCCCAAGGAUGACUACAAACACAGGAUGUAUUGGAGGGAUCUGUACUCUGCAGAGGAGGCAGGUCAACUCAUCGCCCUGAUAUCAGCAGCUAAACAGCACGACGUUGACUUCAUCUAUGCAAUCUCUCCGGGCCUGGACAUCACUUUCUCCAACCCCAAAGAGGUUGCCGCCCUGAAGAGGAAACUGGAUCAGGUGAGGCAGUUUGGCUGCAGCUCCUUCUCUUUGCUGUUCGAUGACAUUGAGACGGACAUGUGUCCAGCUGAUAAGCAGGCCUUCAGCUCCUUCGCCCACGCCCAGGUGGCCAUCACAAAUGCAGUGUUCCAGCACCUGGGUGACCCUGAGACCUUCCUCUUCUGUCCGACAGAUUAUUGUGCUGCAUUCUGUACUCCCAGUGUGUCCCAGUCCUCCUACCUGCACACGGUGGGAGAGAAGCUGCUGCCUGGGAUAGACGUACUGUGGACUGGUCCCAAAGUGGUAUCUCACAAAAUCUCUGUGGAGUCCAUAGACGAGGUGUCCUCCGUCCUGAAGAGGGCGCCAGUCAUCUGGGACAAUAUCCACGCAAACGACUAUGACCCCCAAAGGAUUUUCCUCGGACCCUUUAAGGAUCGUCCCACUGAGCUUAUUCUCAAACUGGGAGGAGUGCUCACCAAUCCAAACUGUGAGUUCCACCCAAACUUUGUGGCCAUCCACACCUUGGCUACAUGGUGCAAAGCAACCGCCGAUGGAGCACAGAGGGAUGUGGAAAUGGACGAUGAGGAGCAGGACCCCUGCUACAGCCCCCAGGAAGCCCUGACCCUGGCCCUCACUGACUGGCUGCAGGAGUUUCUGAGCAGCGAUCAACCCGGCGGCCGCUGUCGUCCUCCAGCUCGUCUCAAGAAGGAGUCGUCGGGUGAGGAGCCCAUGCAGACAGACGUGGGGGAGGGCUCCUAUGUUCCUGGACCCGGGGAGAACCCGCUCUACACAGCAGAGCCCCUGACUCUGGAUGACCUGAAGCUGCUGUCCGACCUCUUCCACCUGCCGUAUGAACACGGCCCGACAGCCAGGACCAUGCUGCAGGAGCUGGACUGGCUCAAGAAACACAGUUGGGCCGUCACCGCAGAGACGGACAUGACUGCAGAGUGGCGCUCCAAAGCGCAGCAGUUUGAUGGCAUGUGUGAAGCGGUGGUGCAGAUGUUCAAUCGUCUGUCAAACGCCCCGAACCGCAGCAUUCUGUACGACCUCUACAACUACAUCUGUGACAUCAAGAGUGGGGUCGGUCUGGCUCGGGCCUACGUGAAAACACUCGGAGGGCAGGGUGGACCCUCAGUCCAGCCGAUGAACGACGAUCCUGAACCCUGGGGCUUCAGAGGAGGCCUCUCUGGAGAGUUCCAGAGAAUGCUGCCUUGCCACGGAAACAGGGACCUGUUCAGACAUCCUCCCAUGACGGCGGUUUACAGCAUACGGCCGCACUGCACUGAGGACAAGCUGGAAGUGCAAAGGAUUUUCAGGGAGCUGCAGAGCGCAGGAGAGGGCAAAGCCCCCUUGAUGAUGCAGCCUCCACUUAUCUGUGACGGCCUGUCAGCGGGGGAGAUCUCCCCUUCCCCUCAGUGCGCUCUUGUCCUGGAGGAUGAGAUCGGGGUGUGUGGCUACGGCCUGGCUCUCAUCGACGCCAAACCAGCCGCAACCAAGAUUCAGAGGGCAGUAAGUGAAUCAGUGUUGAAGGACUUCCCCUCUCUGGUUACCAUACGAGUGCUGCCCCGGGUUACUGAUCCCUCUCCAGCCAAGCGCAUGAUUGGUCAGCUGUUGUCCUCCAUCAGGAGCAGUGGUUCCAGAGGAGUUUUCUGUGAGUUGAGGCAGAACGAUCGGAGGAUGCUCGACUUCUACAGUAAACUGAGCUCCUUCAAACCCAUAAAAACAGCCAGUCUACCCCACGACAUCGUCGCCAUGGGAACAAGCUUGUGAACCAGAUGAGUCACAAGUGUCUUCAUCAGGUUGCUUACUGUGCAGCACGUCAAACUGGAAUUCGUCAUUUUUGAUCGGUUAAUAUCAUUAUCUGUAUAAUUUAGAUGUCAUCAUUUGCUAAUGUUCUCAUACAAAGUAACAUUAGUCAAUGAAAUGUGUGCAACAAUGUACUAUAAUGAGAGUGUAAUGUAAUACGACUCUUUGUAGACAUGAACAUUUUUAAAUGGAACGUCAUUCUUUUUUUAGAUAAAUGAGUUGUUUUAACCCAGCACAAUACAAAUGUCAACAUAUUGUUGCAUCUGUCAGACACAUUAAAAACAAGAUUUACAUAACAAAACAUUUAAACGAGAAGAUUUUUAUUUGCAUUUUGAAAGGAUACAAAAUAAACAUGGUUUC